AUGGCGACACGCAAACGAAACGAGUACCUUGACGUCGAGGAGAGUGAGGAUGAGGAGAGGGGCUACGAUUCCGAAGAAGAGAGCAGAGCGCGCAUGCUCCCGGCAUCAAAGCGACAAAAAAUAGACCACGACUCUGAGGACGAAGAACAAGACGAAGAAGUGGAUGGAGAAGAGGACCAAGGUUCCGGCGAAGACGAAGACGAAGACGAAGACGACGAGGACGACAACGAGCAACACGCGGCGAAGCGUUUUCCUUCUAAGAACGCCGAACUAGCACAUCUCGAGAAACUUGCUGCAUCUCUUCCCUCUGAACUGAAGCUACAAUCCACAAAGCUUGGAAAAGCUUUACCACCAUCGUCACUCAAGAAAGACAAGUCCGGCGUGAUAUACCUCUCGCGCGUCCCACCCUUCAUGAAACCAGCCGUAAUGCGCUCGCUUUUGACACCGUAUGGCGCUGUGGGCCGCAUUUUCCUGACUCCAGAAACCAGUACCUCCCGUACUCAGCGCCUGCGCAACGGAGGCACGCGUCGCAAACUUUUCCUUGAUGGCUGGGUAGAAUUCAUACACAAGCGCGAUGCCAAAUUCGUCGCCGAGAACUUGAAUGCACAGACAAUGGGGGGUAAGAAGAGGGGCAGGUGGCAUGAUGAAGUGUGGAAUAUCCGAUACUUGAGUGGAGUUAAGUGGCACAAUCUGGUCGAGCAGAUCCAGAAUGAGAACGCAGAGCGUGCGGCAAGACUCAGGUUCGAGAUAGCGCAGGGCAAGAAAGAGAACAAGGCAUUCUUGGAGAACGUGGAGAGAGGCAAGGUUGCCAGUGGAAUUGAGGCUACAAGGCGGAAGAGAGGGGAUGAUGUUGACGGUAAUAAUGCGGCGGUGGAGGCAGCAGAAGCAGUGCAGGAAGCAGAUGGGAAGCCAAAGAGGAGGAAGGGAAGGUUAGAGUUCUCGCAACACACGACUACGAGCAAGGCGAUGAAAAAGCCCGAGCCAGGCCAGGAUGUGAACAGGGUAUUGAGUAGUAUGAUGUAA
Alternaria burnsii is the source of this 1023-nucleotide messenger RNA. RefSeq lists its product as uncharacterized. Lineage: Eukaryota; Fungi; Ascomycota; Dothideomycetes; Pleosporales; Pleosporaceae. The record is from RefSeq and is a predicted model, not a curated record. Gene Ontology annotation, molecular function: RNA binding. The coding region runs from base 1 to 1023 and encodes 340 amino acids. The transcript has a single exon. Gene Ontology annotation, cellular component: nucleolus. Gene Ontology annotation, biological process: endonucleolytic cleavage in 5'-ETS of tricistronic rRNA transcript (SSU-rRNA, 5.8S rRNA, LSU-rRNA); small-subunit processome assembly; endonucleolytic cleavage to generate mature 5'-end of SSU-rRNA from (SSU-rRNA, 5.8S rRNA, LSU-rRNA).